This is a messenger RNA of Schistocerca piceifrons (Central American locust), 903 nucleotides long. Its product is annotated as formin-like protein 20. The record is from RefSeq and is a predicted model, not a curated record. Bases 1 to 903 code for a protein of 300 amino acids. NCBI's taxonomy places the organism in Eukaryota, Metazoa, Arthropoda, Insecta, Orthoptera, Acrididae. The transcript is spliced from 3 exons.
AUGCGUGUGGCAGGUAGCGGGAGAAACGCAGCCUGGGGGCCGUCGCCACAGCCCGGCUGCUCCAGUCGGCUGUCAUCACCACGUCUUCCUCCUCCUCCUCCUCCACCUCCUCUUCCUCCUCCUGAAGCACCUAGCCCCCGCCGCCGCCAGCAGAAGGCGCUCCCACUGGUGCUGCUCGGCCUGCGAGUCACGCCGAAGGAGGAGAUCGGCGCGUCACCUGCCGACCUCGUUUACGGGCAAUCUCUGACAAUCCCGGGCGAUUUUGUCGAAGAUGCAAGUCUCCCACGCGACGCCGUGGCACCCACUCUGGCGGAACGUCUGCGCAGUCACAUGGCCGGCCUCCGAGCGCACGCACCGACGCGGCACGGCACCGGGAAGAUAUUCGUCCACGCCGACCUGCAGCGCUGCACGCACGUCAUGUUGCGUACCGACGCAGUACGGCCACCUCUCCGACCGCCCUACAGUGGGCCGCACCGCGUGAUCGCCCGAGGAGACAGAACGCUGGUCCUCGAGUGCAACGGAAAGCCGUCGACAGUGUCAGUCGACCGCGUCAAACCAGCCUACGUCUUGCCCGCUCCAUCAGCCACGCAUUUCUUCGACCCGGCAGAAGAUCUGUUCACGGACGACACUCCCUCUGCCAGCGGUCAGACGGAACCCGCACCCGGAGCCGCCGGUGACGCACAGCUGCAGCCUGCUGUCAUCGCGCCGCCACGUGCGCCUCCCACCACCACGCCCAGGCAGCUGGUACGGCCGCCCGGACCGCGCCCACCACAGGCGCACCGGUCGCCCCCACCACAGCCGCCAGCGGACUACGUCACGCGCGCCGGCCGCCGCGUCCGAUUCAAACGGCCGUGCUGCGUCGCCAGCGCGCCACGACACCCAAACCGGCAAUCACGCGUCUGA